Cuscuta europaea is the source of this 1215-nucleotide messenger RNA. The record is from the annotation of a GenBank genome assembly. Lineage: Eukaryota; Viridiplantae; Streptophyta; Magnoliopsida; Solanales; Convolvulaceae.
CAAAGGGGAAGAUUGACUGACUAGUAGGUGAGAGACAUUCACAUUCAUUCAUACAAGGAAAGCACCCCCUUUCACUGCAACAUUUUGAGGUGGCUAGAAGAAGGAAAUACAGUCCAGUCCUACUACGUUACGUUUCUGGGAUGAGUUUCUUGUCUCCGGGACCCCUUUCUUCUGCUUCUUCCGUUUUCAGCGUGGCUGCCGGAGUUGCAGGGAAUGUAUUUGCAUUUGUGUUGUUCGUAUCGCCCAUACCAACAUUCAAGAGAAUAAUCAGAUGCCACUCAACAGAACAGUUUUCUGGAUUACCUUAUAUCUAUGCUCUGUUGAAUUGCUUAAUAUGUCUUUGGUAUGGCACGCCAAUUGUGACUCCGGGCAUCAUAUUGGUUUUCUCUGUGAAUUCCAUUGGAGCCGUUUUCCAGUUAGUUUAUAUCAGCAUCUUCAUCAUAUAUGCAGAUGCGGCAAAAAAAGUUAAAAAUGAUGGGGUCGGUUCUGGGCAUUUUAGCUGUAUUUGCGCUUAUAGCUUCUGUCAGCCUGUGUAUAUAUGAGCCUCCGGGUAGACAGAUUUUCGUCGGAUGUUUGUCUGUCCUUUCUCUCAUCUCCAUGUUCGCUUCUCCGCUCUUUAUCAUUAAUAUGGUGAUCAAGACGAGAAGUGUGGAAUACAUGCCAUUUUAUCUCUCACUUGCUACCUUUCUGAUGAGCCUUUCUUUUUUUGUCUAUGGGCUGUCCGUGCAUGAUAUAUUUAUUUCUGCCCCAAAUGGGAUUGGAGCAAUUCUUGGGGUUGUACAGUUGGUUUUGUACUUUUGGUACAGUGAAAGAUCCCAGGAUGAGUCAAGAAGGAAGCUGCUAGAGUCUUGUGCAUGAAAAACAACUGCUGUUGGCAAUCAAAAUCCGAUUUGUUCCUGGAACCACAUAGUUCCUCCCCCGGAUUUUUUUUACUUUGGCAGAGCCUGUGAAACGGUGUGGGAUAGUGAUGCAAACAAAAUGCAAAUGUGUUGUACUUGUGCUCUAGGAGUCGACCAUGCAGCUCUAGAGUGUAAUAAUAUAUACAGAGUAUCUGUGAACACAUGGAUAAGAACUGAUUGAAAGCUCACAUUUAAACGUUGCGGAUUCCCAGCUGAGUUCAUUCUGUAACACUAUCAAUCCCCUUCCCUGUCACACUUUUUCCUUUGGUGCAGUGUGUUCUUGCCUUCUCUUGGUGUUUGUACCAUUGGGUUCCUG